This is a messenger RNA of Spirodela intermedia, 1530 nucleotides long. NCBI's taxonomy places the organism in Eukaryota, Viridiplantae, Streptophyta, Magnoliopsida, Alismatales, Araceae. The record is from the annotation of a GenBank genome assembly.
AUGAAGCUGCGGAUCCGCUCAUCGGAGACGAAGGAGACGAUCAGAGUCGGCAUCUCGCCCUCCAUGACCCUCGGGGACCUCAAGGCUCUGAUCGCCGGCCGCGUGAGCUCGUCCGCUUCCUCUGCGGCUGCUCCGAUCUCCCCGGAUGCCGUCCACCUCUCCCUCAACCGCAGGGACGAGCUCACAGCGACGCUCCCAGAGGAGACCCUCCAGACUCUCGGACUUGCUUCCGGAGAUCUCGUCUUCUACACCAUGGAUGCCUCGGCUUUCUCGCAACCCCCCUCUGCUCCGCCUACCCCAGCGAUGGCCGCUGCGGCUCCACGGGGUGGAGUUGGAUCGCUUCCUGGCUGUGAGUUGGAGGAACAGAUUCCAACCGUAGCUUCGAUCCUUAAUGAAGGAGAAGGAUCGGGUUCGGGAUCGGGAGCUACUCCCCCUCGGGGACCGAUCGACGAAGAGGUAGUGUCCGUCGUCGGACAUGUGCAGGAAGAGAUGACGAUGUCGGGGAGGAUCUUGGAGGAGGAGUCGGCCGUUGUGGCAGACAUGAUGGAAUUGGACAGUAGGAGGUCCUCCACCUGCUCGGUACCGCGGUUCCUGAAGAGGGUUGUGGAAGGGGUGCAGGGGAGCGAGAAGGCGAACGGCGACUUGGAUAUCCUGGUGAUCGCCGUCCACGCCGUUUUCCUGGAGUCUGGUUUCGUCGAGCACGAGUCUCGAGGCGUUAGCAUGACGGAAGGGUGGACCUCGAAGGCUUCCACGGUCUCGAUUUCGUAUACUCUGCCGGAGAUCACAAGCCCUAAUUUCUAUGCGGCUGUGGACAAGGUAGAGCUUAAGAUUCUGCUGGUUGGAAAGUUUGCAGAUGUCUACGGGUGCUUGACUGGAAGCUCCGAUAUAUAUCGCCUCUGCUUGGAUGCGUCAAAAUUUGUUCCCUCUAUUGUUUCAUAUAUGAACUCGAUGUCUGAGGAAGACGAGAAGGUGAUCUUUGAAUUCUGGAGGAGCGUCAAGGACAAGCUUUCCCUGCCUCUCCUGAUGGAUAUGUGCUACAAGAAUAGAUUGCCUCCUCCUCCCUGCUUCAUCUGCCUUCCCGCAGAGCUCAAGAUCCGGAUAUUGGAGCUUGUUCCUGGUGCCGACCUUGCGAGAGCUGCCUGUGUGAACUCUGAACUGAGGUAUCUCUCAUCAAACGAGGACCUGUGGAAGCAGAAGUUCAUGGCGGAAUUCCCCGGCCGCGAAGCGUGUGAUUUGAGAGGCAAUGUCGGAACGCGAUGGAAAUACAGAUUUGCAACUUAUUGGGAAGAUCAAAAGAGAAAUAAGAGGCACAGAGAGGUUUCCAGUAUCUAUCAAUACGCUGUGCCGCCACUGCGACGAAGAGAUCCCGCCCCAUUUUUCAACCCGGUACCCAAUGUUCUUGGUGGGGAUUACGACCGUUUCCCUGCCUUUGGCAGCUUAUACCCUGGCAGGUCACGCCAAGCUCGCUCUCCCAUUCUGCGAGGACAGAGUUUUAUUCCUCACUGCAAUCUUGGUGGAUUCGAUGCAUAA